CUCUUAGUAUUGUUUUUCUCUUGAUAGCGGGCCAGUUUUGCGGGGCCCCGGGAUCCCACCUGUGCCCCACCAUGGCUACGUGUCUAUACUGUCUGUACCUUAUUACAGCUAGGCUGUCGACUACCAACGCUAUAUUGAUUAUCCCUGUAAUACCGCUCGAAUUAUUUGGAUUAUAUAUUUUAUUUUUGUUUUUGGAGUGAUCAAUGGAAUUUGAUGUACAUAAUUAUCAGCCGUUGCAAUUUAUUGGAAAUUAUCAAAAAUAAAAGUUGAUCUGAAUUUGUAAAAUUAAAAUCAAAUUUAUAUUUUAUUGUAUCGUUUGUUAUCAUUUACGAUUAUUUACGUCAUAAACGGCUAUUUUUAUUUGAUAAAUAAACGCGUUUUCUGUAUUAUUAAUUUGGAUGUGUACUGAUGAACGUCUGGUAUUAGUCCCGUAUAUGUACAGCAGCAUAGCAUUCGCAUUGCAUUGCUAUGCCAGUAUACUGUGCUAUCAUAUCGGACGUGAGCCGCUCCCAGUUUACUUAGUUACGGGCUGAACUUCCAGAUGUCGACGACUUUUCCGAGCUGAUUUGUGAAGAAACGUAGUAUCUGUUUUAACAGGUGAUUUGAGAAGGCGCCCUCUAUCAUGUGGGAAAACGUGAACUUCCGUCGUCUCCUUGGAGGAGCAUCUAAAAAUGGCUACCAAGGCUCAGCGAAUUUCAACACGAGAGACGUUGAUGAAGUACCUGUUAUAUUCCAAGAACCAUUUGUCAAAUAUGGAUACAGAGAGCCCCACCAUAGUCUAACCUACUACGCUAAGAGUUUCCUUGAGCUUCACAAUGAGAGUCUCAACGUAUGGACACAUGCUGCUGCCUUCUCAAUCCUAUUCUACCAGUCCUUCAAGUUCUGUGCUCCCCUGGAUAUCUAUGGUGAUCCCUAUGCCCUGAUCUUUGUGAUCUUCUGUGGAUGUUGCUGCGUGCUUCCCCUGAUGAGUGCCCUCGCUCAUCUCUUCCAUUCGCACAGCGAGCUGACGCACUACACCUGUUGGUUCAUCGACUACCUCGGAAUGAGCAUUUACGGCUUCGGUGGCUCCCUCGCCCACUUCUACUUCUCGGCGCUUCCCUCUUUCGUCCGCUCCGUCAGCUGGUUCUUCAUGCCCAUGAUGGUUGUCCUGAGCUACGGUGUCUGCUUCUGUUGCAGCUAUGCGAAGUACCGCUACAAGCGUCCUUACCCCUUUGCACGCAAGCUGUGGCAGUUGGGCUCCGUUGGGGCGGGUUACGUGCUCAUCAUAGCGCCCAUCUACCACCGCCUUCUAGGCUGCUUCUUCUCAAAUCAACCCCUAGACAGCGCCCUCUUCUUUCAUUUCAUCCAGGUAAGCUUCAUCUACCCGAGUGUCUUCUUCUUUGCCAUGCCGUACCCGCAGAAGUUUCACCCUGGUAAGUACGACAUCCUGGGGCAUGGUCAUCAAUUAUUUCACGUUGCUAUGGCCUUUGUCAUGUACUAUCAAAUGAAAGCUGCCCAUUUAGACUUCCUUCAUCGACGGGACGAGUACUCGACCCUCACUGAUCCUUCAUUCUUAGAGGCUAUGUUUUAUAUCUCCGUCCUGGUCAUUGCUGAUGUUGCAACGUUGUUUGCGUUCAGGCAUAAAGUAUGGCAGAAGAUAAUCAAGGUCGGUAUGGAUUAAUGAUGGUGAAUUUUUUUGUAAUAAAAUGGAAAAUGAAAAAAUAGUUCUUUCAGUACACUUUGAUAUUUUUCACAGGCUAAUAUAUAUAUGUUUGAUGUUGGAACGCAAAAAAAAGUUUUGAUGCAAGGGAGUUGGCAUGCGGAGUAGAUUUAUUAUAUUAUCUAGGCUAGGUUUAAUAGCUUGCUGUGCAAAAACCUUGAAUCAUGUAUAAAUUGAUAGGAGUUUAUAUAUUCUUUAAUAUCAAAAUACUCUUUACUGCAUGAUAAUACAAUCUUGCUAUUCUUUGUAAAAGAAUCUGAAAUUCGAUAUUACAGAAUUGAAUGAUUUAUGGAUAUCUUUUUCAAAUGACAGAGACAAGUACUUGUAAUACAACGAGUGGAAUAAACCUGCAUUGUAAUUUACACAAGAAUGCUGAAAGUCAAUAAUGAGUGAUGAUAGUUGAAGCCUAAAAUUCUCUAUGGUCAUGACGCUAUCAUAUAUUCAGUUAUUGACUUUAUAAAUAUGGCAUUUCACAUUUUACCAUAUUGUUUUAAUUCAGUACUCUUCUCUAAAUCUAUUCCAGAAUACAUGGUAUGGAAUGAAUGGUGUACACAAAGAAUGCAAAAGUGUUGCAUAUGUACAACUGUAUCUCUAUUGUCACUAUGUACUGGAAUCGGAUGUUCCAUGUACAUGUCCAUGUACAAAGUAUAUGGGAAUCAUAGAAUCAAGUUAAUGUAUCAAAACAAAAAUUCCAUUCUGUUUCAAUUAACAAAUUGAAAGUGCUUUGUAGUCAGAAAUGAGUCAAUGUAUCAAAUUUAUUUUUCCUCAAUAUCAAUCAGCAAAUUGAAUCACUUAUUGUUGUCACGGUUUCAACAGUCAAGGACUCACUAUUACCUUCUAAUAUUAGAACCACAAGCCCUAGAGGAUGAUAAUUAUUCUGUAAUUGUCCGUCUCCACCUUGUUCGAUGGUAGUCUAUCCACAUACCAAUGCAGUUAUGAAUGUGCAAAAAUGUAUGCAUGAUUUUCAGAAUACUGAGUUGUUGGAUUUAAUGCAGACUUAGUAUAGAAUACAGUAGUUAUUGCCACCAGUAAUAUUUGGAGAAUUAUUACGUUGAUUUUGAUAGCAGAAAUAGUGCAUUUAACUGUAAUGUACCGUAUAAUACUCCUCAAAAGCCAAAAGGUCUAUAGUGUACUGUACAUUCUUAUGUCAAAUUAUCUACUUUUCCUGGCUACAUGAAUGUUGCCUAAUUUGCCCAGUAAUCUUCAAAUUGGUUAGAAUCCUACUUUUAUGAUACCAAGAAAAAACAGAGAAAAUAGAAGGUAGCAUUCUAUAGAGCAGAGAUACUGUAUAUUAAAGCCAACACUUGAUUCUGCCAUCAAUUGCUCGUGGUCGAUUUGUCAGAGGUGUUAAUAGGUUAAAACUCUGUAAUGUGCUGACUUUUGGCUUGGGUUUCUCGGCAGAUGAAUUUUCAGAUAUGAAUUGAUAACAAUAGCAAUGGCAGAUGUACAUGUAGUGACGGCUGGGCAUAAUAAGUUAAUAACUGUCCUGUCAAGUAGUACGGAUUAUCCGUAUUUGGUACUGAAAAAUUAGAAGAAUACAAAAUACUGAUUUCUAAAGUUUCUGUUUAAUGUGUUGUCCUACGUUAUUUCUUUUAAAAUACUGAUUUCCUCACCAAAAUACUGAUUUUCUGAUUUUAUAAUACUGAAAUGUUCUUGUUCAGGUUGCCAGCUCUGUUAAACUGUAAUAUUAAACCGCUUUUACCCGAAAUUCUCAAUUGUUUGAUAUUUUAAAACUAAAUUGUUUAUGGGCUAUGAUAUAUAUUCUAAUUUUUUUCUUCCAAGGAAUAUCUUUUUAAAUGAAUCCCUUUCCUUUUUACCACAUCAAACAUAUUUUGGUACAAGUAUAAUACUUCAGUACUCCUGUCUUGUAAUAGUUUACUUCAUACCUAUCAUGAUCUUGAUCAAAUACAUUCUAGUCUGAUAGGCUCUCCUUACAUGUAGAAUACUACAUGAUGUACAUGUAGGAGUGCUUUCACAUGAAAUUUUCCUCUGUAAUGCAAGCACGCAUCAAAUUAUUCAAAUUCCAACAUAAUUACAGUACGCAUUAAGAGUUGUGUAUGGGACAGUGUGUGUCAAUCAUGAAUGUACAUGCAUGUGUAUUUAAGAAUUAUCUCAACUUUAGCAUGAACAUAUAUAUAUAUACAAUAUGUUGACACUUAAGUGCUUUAUGGUGCAAAAUGAAUAAAGUCGAUGCUUUCAUGUCUGUACAUAUCGCUUUGGUGUGUAGUCUACAUGUCCUCUGUGUAUAAUCAUCUAUUUUGAAAACAUCUCUUUUUUUAAUUUGUAAUUUAUUCAAUUCAUCAUCAUAUUCACUGUGCAAGGUGUUUGUUUUGUAAAUAUUUGCAGAAUAGAAUACGCUGCGUUUUUCAAUCGAUCUCUUACGCCACUAGUGCUCCCUCUAUAGACAGAAAAUAGAACAACUUUAAUUUAAUAGCAAUCACAAUGAUCAGAGGCAGAGAUGAUAUGUUAGAAUGAUUAUUAAUUAGAAUUGUUAUUUUAACUGACAUCUAUGAAGCUUUAUGUUGAAAAGGAAUCUCUUUUGAAUGGCAUUGUAAUCUUUAAGAAAAUUGAUGUUAUUUAUUGAUCAAUAGAAAACCCUUGAAGAAAAAUGAUCCCUUUCUACUACACACUGCACACCAUAUGUACACUAUGUAUAUGUAUAAAACAUACAUGAAAAGGCGUAUGAGACAGCUCUUCCAUGAAAUCAUGUGUAGUUUGUACAUAUAUCUUGAUCUCUUGUUCAAUAAGCAAGAUAUAUUAUCCAUCUUGUACAUGUAUUACAUGUCUUACAUGUAUGUCUGCUGCACAUGAGAAUACGUGUCAUUCAUAUUCUAGAUGUAAUGUAAAUAUUGAUAAAUGUGGUGUAUAAAGUUUGAUCCAAAUCAUUAUUUAUAACAAACUCAAGUGUGUAGUCUGAAUAAUUAUUUAUCAUGUCAACUUAUGAUGGAAACUUAUAAUUUAUGUUUACUUUAAUUAUGUACAUGUAGUGCAUACAUGUACAUUGUAGUUCUACUUGUUCAAACAUAAGUCAGAAAUGAACCUGUUUGUUUGUUUUGUGUGUACUUGCAACUUAAUUGAAAAAAAAAAAAAAAAAAUCACAUUUCUGCUUGAGCCACAAAAAUGAUUAAAUCUUAAAGAUGUAUGAUUUGUGCAAAAAUAUAAUAAUAAAUAAAAUGAAUUGGUAUUGUACGUAUGUGGACAUUGAUUCAUAUGUGAUCUCUACUUUGCUACUUGUUUUAGCUAUCCAUUCACUUUUGAUUAUUUCUUUUUAUUUCCAAUGUUGCUUUACAGGGUAUUUAUUCCCCAAUUUCAGCUAUUAUUUUUCAUUCCAUUAACCCUUUUAUUUUUUAAAGGUCACUUGAAUCACUUUGAAUUUAUUAUUAUUGUGACAAUUUGAGGGGGAAAAAAAUCAUAUUUGUCAUGGAAUAAAAUAUAAUGAGGUUAUACAAAUUCCUCUGUCUAUUUUAGAUAGCUCUUUUGAAUGGGUAAUGUGGAAUUCAAACAUUUGAAUCAAGGUUAUACACAGAUUUCUAUUUUUUUGUUAAGUUUUGUAUACCGGUAUUUUUCGUUUUAUUUGAUUUGAUUUGUUGUUCAUUUUGUCUGGUGUACAAUUUGUGUGUUUCUUAAUACAUGUGCCACUAACGUUCAUUAUCAUGGGAGGCUUGUUGGUCGACCAAUUUUUCCUAACACAAGAUAACACGUGCUGCCGAUAGGAAUAGAGAAAUUGAUAAAUAUAUUGAACUGAAAAAUGAAUCCAGAAGGCAGGGAAGAAUAAGAAUUAAUCAGUACAAAUCACAGAUUCCAGGAAAAUUAGUAUUUAAAUUGAAAAAGAGGAAUACUGUGAUUGAAACAUGGUGUUAAAUACACUCUUGUGUCAAUCUCGUAUGAGUGACUUCACAAUUAAGGGCAGCGCAGCGGAAAAUGUAUUAUGAAAUGCACAAAUUAUUUAAGUUUUAUUUUUUUAAAUAGAAUACAUGUACUACAUGUAUGCAUGAAUCAAAUGCAUACAUGUACAUCAGAGUUCAUCAUCUUUAAAAAUAUAUUUUUCAAUAUAGCUUUCUGAAUGGGCACAAGCUUUUUUUUAUGUAUUAGAAGUUUAUUUGAAUAUUUUUAGUUGAUAGUUUAUGCAGCUGUUUGCUCUUGAAGGAAUUUACCAUUUUUAAAUGUUGAACCAUGAGCACACUAUGAAAAAUGGCCUGCGCAUGCUGUGAUCAAUGGUUUUCUGAUGUUGAUAUAUAAUUAGCAGUGGGAGGAGAAGAUGUUUUGUUACGUAUACGCAUGAAACUCUGAUAACCAACUCUGGAUACAUACAUGUAUGUUAAAUUUUGAAAUAAAAUGAUUGAAAUCUUCUGUAACUCCAA
Lytechinus pictus (painted urchin) is the source of this 6060-nucleotide messenger RNA. Its product is annotated as membrane progestin receptor beta-like. The transcript has 3 exons. Gene Ontology annotation, molecular function: steroid binding; nuclear steroid receptor activity. Gene Ontology annotation, biological process: response to steroid hormone. The record is from RefSeq and is a predicted model, not a curated record. Gene Ontology annotation, cellular component: plasma membrane. Lineage: Eukaryota; Metazoa; Echinodermata; Echinoidea; Temnopleuroida; Toxopneustidae. The coding region runs from base 623 to 1660 and encodes 345 amino acids.